GUAUGAUGCGAAGGGGCGGUGUUAGACAAUACCACCCCACAAAUAUAUUCCAACCCUCUGUCAUUCUGAACAGCUUUUACUAGAAAUUCUCUCAUACCCUGAUCCGUUAUAGCCUGAUCAGGCGACGGAGCUCUAGCGAAAGAGAAGGAUUUAACGCAGAUGGUUUUCGAUUAAAGGGCUGUUUUAUCGCCAGUUGAUUCUCAAGUAAUCGCAGUCUCGCUCAAGAGGACUAACAACAUUUCACUACUUUUUCUACAAUCUUAUCGACAGAGCAAUCUCUAUUGUCUAGAGUCUGGGGUCACGAUGCAUCACCCCCAUAUUUUUAUCUCAAUAUCGAAGGCAUCAUCCAUUAUUUUUACAAAAGAAACACAGUGAAAGGCAGAAUUACUCAGCAUCACAAUUUUGACAAAAACAGAUAUCACUUUGUUAUCGGAGGAUCUCAAAGUAGAUGAAGAAAUAUAAUAUAACACGGCGGGAAGAUGCUCAAUGCAAGAAAUUACAUAAAGACACGAGGAUAGAGUAAAGAGUUGGACAGCUUGUAAAGGACAAGGUUCUUCUUUCUGGAGCUGUCUAGUGCAUAACACGGACUAAAACAAUACGGUGAACCUGUUUGAAACUGAAAAUGAUGCUGAGUCCAGAACAAACUGAUUCAGAUCUGCCGUGGAGCCAGUCAGACGCUGAAACUAUGCUGAACGAUAUAAAGGUUGGCUGCAUCACGGAUGAGCCCAUGGAGGGAGAGGGCAAGACGAAGUCUCUGGCCCCGCAAACUCUCAGCAGGGAGGAAAAGAGGAGGCGUAGACGCGCCACAGCCAAAUACCGUUCAGCCCAUGCCACUCGCGAGAGAAUCCGGGUUGAAGCCUUCAAUGUUGCCUUUGCCGAACUGAGGAAGCUGUUACCUACCCUGCCACCUGACAAAAAGCUGUCCAAGAUUGAAAUUCUGAGACUAGCUAUUUGUUACAUUUCAUAUCUAAAUCAUGUGUUGGAUGUUUAGCAGAAGGUCCAUAUUUAUGAUGAGUAACGUACUCCAAGGACACAUGGGGGGCCUAUUUUCGGCAAACAACACAGUAUCCUAAUUUCGCAGUUUGUGGUCUGACAUUUUGGCUUUUUGCGCUACCAACAUUGCAAGUGCGAUUGGAAGAGAUAGAAACCACGUAAGAUGGCUACCACCCAAGUGUUCAUUAGACAGGUAUUAAUGAAUUUAAUUAGAUAUUAUAGCUUAGAGCGAAAAUAAUACCCCCUUUAACCAAAAUGGUGAUUGCUCAAAGAGUCGUGAACCAUUUAAGACUGUGGUCCCUGCUUUAAGCUAUAGGCUACACAGAAUAAAUGAUGCAAUAAGGUCGAGAGGGACUUAAAACAAAUUGAAUAACUUAUGUUAUUAUAUAUGGACACACCAUUGUAGAGCAUUUUUUUCUAGCUCGAAAAAAGUACAGAGAUAACCCGGCCCGGUUGCAUCACUCUGUAUAACAGUGAGGAAAAAACAGCCCCUCUCCUCUAAUAGCUGCUCUGUAGAUGUAGUAGUUGUUCAAUCAGGAGGAAAUGACGUAUAAGUGCCACUUGAAUUAUGACAUUGUGACCAUAACCACUCGUAUUUAAAUAUUUGUUAUUUAUUAUACUUGUUGAAUAUGUUUUCAUAUGAUUCACGUCAUUUUAAUUCAUUUAUUUAUUUAUUUAUUUUGAAAGAUUGUUGUUUAGAAUAAUGUACUUUGGUUGUAGGCUAUGUAGGCUAGUUAAAAGAAAAGUUACCGUGUGUUAGACUUUGUCAUUCAGUAACGAUGAGAAAAAUGUUAAGCAUCAACUUGCACAUUUAGUGUUUAUUUAUUUGAUAUAUCUAUAUAUUUUGUGAUGCAAUUAGAUAAAUAUGCUGUUUUUCCUCAUGAGUUUGUCAUGCAUUAGAACAACGAAUUUAUUACAACGAAAUAUUUUUUGAAUAACUGGUAUGUAAAUCAAUGGUCCACUAAUCUCGAUUGAAUUGUAGGCCUAUGAUUUAUAGAUAAUUUAGGUACAGAUAAUAGACUGGCAAUUCAUUGUAUGACCAAAAAUUACAUCGCAAGUCACAUUUUCUUUCACGUGUGUUCACGUGCUGAUGUCUGAGAUGUUUAUAUUCAUCACCACACUAAAAUUAUACAAUAAGUUACAUUUCGUUAUAGUAAGUUAUUUUUUAGUGAAAACAUAUCUGCUAUCCAAAGAUCUUUCUUGACUUUUCAGGGUCGUGCCCUUUAUUGCUUUAUGCACAUAUUUUGUAGUAAAGUCGCUGUGACAGUCAGGUUUUUUUAAGGUAGCCUGUUUUGAUUUUCAUAUUUUGUUGUUUAUUCGUUUAUCUUUUUUAAAUAAAUUAACAAUCAAAACAUGUUGAUUCUUUAAUCACAAAUGACGAAAAGCUAAUAAAAUAAAAUAGUGUCUAUUUAUUAAAUUUAAUAAGAUUAAAGAUAAUACGAUUAAAGAUAAAUUUGCCAAGAUAUGUAAAUUCAGUGGAAAACGGAUGAAGAGUGGUCAGUCACGUUAGGCAUUGGAGUGUGGGUUUUGCUCUACGUGUGUUUGCUCCUUGUUCUCCCUCUUGGCUGAAAGGCCGUUUCCCCAGAGAGGGGGCAGGUGUUACUCCAGACGAGCCAAGACAACCAAAUUACUGGCCGUCUGGCACCUCCCGUGGGAAACACACACACACGCACGCGCGCGCGCGCGCACACACACACACACACACACACACACACACACACACGCUCUCACAGAGAGAGAGAGAGAGAGAGAGAGAGAGAGAGAGAGAGAGAGAGAGAGAGGGAUAUUUAUACUUAUACCAUUUAUACAUACACAUAAUACAUUUAUAUAUACAUAACAUAGCAAUUCAAUAUGCCAUAGGUAUAAGUAAAAACAAGCAUAUUUUAAUACUGAUAAGUAGCCUAUGCUAAAACAUGAAGCAAUUAGGCCAUUAGCAUGGUGUAUCUGUAAUUUUUGAAAUGUUUAAAAAAAAUGAAAAAUUGAGAACAUAUACAUUAUUUACUUACAUACAUAUAAAUAUUAUCAGUGUUCAGUGUUUUUCUGAUAGUGGAUGAACAAAGAAUUGUAGAGUUUUCUGGAAGUCUUUUGCUGUUAUCCUUAGGUUCUUUUUCACCUCUCAGGAUUGUCUGUUGUGUUGUUAGAGUGAUCUUUGCAGGAUGCCCUCUCCUAGCGAAAGUAGCAACAGUCCAGAAUUUUAUACAUUUGUAGACAUUGUAUCUUACAGUGGAUUAAUGAACACCCAGGUCUUUAGCAAAGCUUUUGUAGCCUUUUCAAGCAUCACUGUAAUGGACUCUGUAAAGGUCCUGUGAAAGCUUUUGGGAUCAAGGCAUAGUCCAUACUAACCAGGGCUGC
This is a messenger RNA of Ctenopharyngodon idella (grass carp), 3345 nucleotides long. Its product is annotated as helix-loop-helix protein 2-like. The record is from RefSeq and is a predicted model, not a curated record. Bases 623 to 991 code for a protein of 122 amino acids. Gene Ontology annotation, molecular function: protein dimerization activity; RNA polymerase II cis-regulatory region sequence-specific DNA binding; DNA-binding transcription factor activity, RNA polymerase II-specific. Lineage: Eukaryota; Metazoa; Chordata; Actinopteri; Cypriniformes; Xenocyprididae. Gene Ontology annotation, biological process: regulation of transcription by RNA polymerase II. The transcript has 2 exons.